Messenger RNA from Paramecium sonneborni, 207 nucleotides. The record is from the annotation of a GenBank genome assembly. NCBI's taxonomy places the organism in Eukaryota, Ciliophora, Oligohymenophorea, Peniculida, Parameciidae.
AUGGACAGUAUUUUUUUGAAGUAAUUUUCUUUUUUUACUUAAUUUUAAGUUAACUUCUUUUAAAAAAGUUUCUAUUUCAAAAUUUAAAGGUAAGGUGAUGGUUAGUAUAAGGGAGUUCUUUAAUAAAGAUGGAUAAUCUUUACCAACUAAAAAAGGUAUUACUUUGCAACUUUAUAAUUGGGUAAAAUUUAAGCAAUAUAUUGGUGA